Messenger RNA from Musa acuminata AAA Group (dessert banana), 1529 nucleotides. RefSeq names its product F-box/kelch-repeat protein At2g44130-like. Gene Ontology annotation, molecular function: protein binding. Gene Ontology annotation, biological process: negative regulation of cytokinin-activated signaling pathway; regulation of phenylpropanoid metabolic process. Gene Ontology annotation, cellular component: cytosol. The coding region runs from base 167 to 1336 and encodes 389 amino acids. Lineage: Eukaryota; Viridiplantae; Streptophyta; Magnoliopsida; Zingiberales; Musaceae. The record is from RefSeq and is a predicted model, not a curated record. The transcript has a single exon.
AAUCAUCAAACACACUUGCUCCCUCUCUAUUUAAACCCCCAUCCAACCCCAUCCUUGCAUCACAAGUUUACCAUGCAGUGGCAACAGUAUUCACGAAUGAGAGGAUGAGAAGAAAAGCUCCAUAAAUGAGUAGAGAGAGAGUGCAUAGCGAGAGACAAGCUGUAGGAUGAGAGGAAGAGAGAAGAGAGGAAGAGGGAUGGAGGGAGAGGAGUGUUACAAGGAUUUGAUACCGGGUUUGCCGGAUGACAUAGCAUUGGAUUGCCUCGCCCGAGUCCCGCUCCGAUUCCACCCGGGUCUCCGACUCGUCUGCCCCCGCUGGCGCGAUCUGGUCACCGCCCCCUCCUUCCACCGCCACAGGGAACGCAUCGGAGUGGCGGAGGACCUGAUCUUCCUCGUCCAGGCCGUCGUCCCCGUCGACAAGGGCAGCGGUUCUGACGAGGGGGAGGAGGAGGGGAAGGGUGGGGCCGCCGCUUGCCGGCCGCCGGUGUAUGGGCUUAGCGCCUACAAUGCGACGCUCGGGUCGUGGCACCGCGUGGUGACGCCAGAACAGGUGCCGCUCUUCGCGCAGGUCGCGGCGGUGGGGAGGGAGGUGGUCCUGCUGGGGGGCUGGGACCGAGCGAGCUUGGAACCGACGGCGGAGGUCCGGGUGCUGGACCUGGCGACGGGCGGGUGGCGUCGUGGGGCGGCGAUGAAGGCGGCGAGGAGCUUCUUCGCGUGCGCGGCGGUGGAGGGGCGGGUGUACGUAGCGGGGGGCCACGACGGGCAGAAGAACGCACUGCGGUCGGCGGAGUCGUACGAUCCGGCGGCGGACGCGUGGUCAGCGCUGCCGGAGAUGGGGGAGGAGCGGGACGAGUGCCGGGGGGUGGCGGCGGGGGGGCGGUUCUGGGCGGUGAGCGGGUAUGGAACGGAGGGGCAGGGCCGAUUCGUGGGGGCGGCGGAGUGGUACGACGCGGAAGCGGGGACAUGGACGAGGGAGGAGGGGCUGGGGGAGGCGGGCGGCGCGACCUGCGUGUGGGUGUCUGGGGGCAGGAUGUGGAGCCUGGAGGGCGGCGGUGGAGUCGGUGGCGUGAGGGAGUACGAGGGGAGCGGGAAGGGGUGGAGGGAGGUGGCCCCGCUGCCGGGAGGGAUGAGGCCGUGCGCGGCGGCGGCCGUGAGCUGUGCCGGAGAGAGGGUGUUCGUGGUGGCGGCGCAGGCAGAGGCGGUGGCCGAGGCCGAGGUCGGCGGUGGGGGCCACCGCGGUUGGAUUCUGGAGGUGGGGCCGCAGCGGUGGACGCGCGUGGUGACGCCGGUUAGCUUCACGGGUUUCGUCUUCUCAGCCGCAGCGGUCCGGAUCUAAAUUAAACCGGUUCGGUCCCCCUUCCCUCGACUCAGUACACUGUUCCACAUACAACUAUAAUAAUGACCCACAUCGAACCGGAUUUUUGUGGGUUAUGAGAGGCUACCUGUUGCAUAUAUUAUGUAUGCUCUUUCGAGUCCCGUGCAUGAUGUUAUAUACUCUCUUUAAACAAAGGGAUAUGUCAGCUGUUCAA